AUGUCUUCAGACCCACCUCAAGAGGUUUUUAACUAUGACUACACAACUCCCUGAACUGUUUAUUCUUUAUCUUUCUCCAACUCCCCUAGCAGCCCUUAUAGGCUUGCGAUUGGGUCUUUCACAGAAACCCAGCACAAUUCAAUCCAAAUUAUUGACAAAAAUUCAGAAAAUUACGAAUGCAAAACCCAACAAGAGGUCACUUAUCCACAAACCAAAAUUCUAUUUAGCCCUGACACAUCUGGCGCUCACUCAGAAUUAUUCGCGUCUGUUGGUGAUUGUCUAAGGAUAUGGCAGCAUGAAACUGAAAUUUCUUUAAAAAGCACCCUUGUGGAUAUAUCUAAAAAAGAUUUCCCACCUCCUCUGACCAGUUUUGACUGGAAUUCUACUGAUUUGACGAUGAUUGGGACCUCUUCAAUAGACUCAACCUGCGCAAUUUGGGAUAUUGAGCGUGAAGAAGUCAGAGCCAAAAUGAUCGCCCACGACAAAGAAGCCUAUGAUAUUGCUUUUGCCCAGGGUGUUAAUAUUUUUGCAACAGCUGGAGGCGAUGGGUCUGUUAGACAGUUUGAUUUGAGAAAUUUGGAGUCCAGCACUGUUUUGUAUGAGCGGCAGGAUUUUUACCCUUGUUUAAGACUGGCGUGGAGCAAGCUGGAUCCGAAUUAUUUGGCGACCAUUGUAAUGGAUUCUUCAACAGUCGUGAUUUUAGAUAUACGAAAUUUGUCAGGGCCGGUAACUCAGCUGUUAGGACAUAAUAGCUGUGUAAAUGCGCUUGCUUGGUCACCUGUGUCAGGAAACCAGCUGCUUACAGGCAGUGAUGACCAUCAGGCACUUAUAUGGGAAAUUAAAGGCCAAAGCCAAAGCUCGUCCCCGAUAUAUUCAUAUUCUAUAGAAUCAGAAAUCAACAAUGUGCAGAGGUCACAUAUAAACCCAGACUGGAUUGCACUAGCUUAUAAUAGAGGACUAAAAAUACUUAAAAUAUAA
Blepharisma stoltei is the source of this 978-nucleotide messenger RNA. NCBI's taxonomy places the organism in Eukaryota, Ciliophora, Heterotrichea, Heterotrichida, Blepharismidae. The record is from the annotation of a GenBank genome assembly.